GAACGCAACUUGGCUGCACUUGCACUAUAAACAUAUGCGGAGACUCUUCAUUCAUAGAGAUUUGUAAACAAUAGUGAAGAGAUGAAUAAAACUUUAACAUUUGUAACGUGCCGGAUUUGCUUGGAAGAGAAAAGUUUCAGCAGUUUUCUGCUUGAACCAUUGGGAACUGAGUAUGCGGGAAUGGUUGUAGGCACAUGCGGUACACAGGUAAAAUAUGCUCACAUUAAUAUACUCACAAAACAAAACAAAAAAGAAAAAAAAAACAAAAACAAUGCAAUCACAAGUGAAUAUGUUUAACUGGGAGUGGUCGAUUUCGCCCAAUUUUGUACAUAGAAGCGUACCCACCUGUUGAAUGCCACCUGCAAAAAUGCCAGUUAGAAGACAGCGCUAAAGCAAAGAGAAAUAAAAAUAGAAUAAACGAUUUUGUGAACCCAUAUACGCGCUCUAUGUAAUGCACUUGCGCUGUGAUUUAAUUAAUCGGCGAUCCGUAUAUUUGUUGCGUUAGUGUUAAAAAUGUUUAUUUGAAGAUAUUCGUUUAGAGAUAUCAUCUUCACCUAUAAAAUCUGCGUGCAUACCGUCAGUGUCGACGUGCUCAUCAAAAAUGUCAACCUGCGGCGAUUGUGCAGUCGGAAGUAAAAAAUGCAUUAACUGUAAAACAUCAGUGGAUUAUAACCACAAACGAAAUACAGUUUUUAGCGAGCCAGAUUCCGGUUUUCAGGAUUUAUUUGAAAAUAUAGUAGAUGAAGGAGAAGAUAAAUGCGCCAUCGAACUUACAAGCGGGAAAAAAGCCAAAGGCCGUCCUCCUAAACGUUACGAUACUCAAUUCCAAUGCGAUAGAUGUUGUUUUGUUACCGUUUAUGCAAAGUAUUUCCGCAAACACAUGUCACUUGCUCAUCAAGAUGAACAACCACGCAUCUUUAAAUGUCUGCACUGCCCAGAGGCGUAUGUAGAGGAGCGUUUUCUUCGCGAGCACGUCAAACAUAUUCAUGAUUGUAUACCACGCCGGCCAAAAUUCAUUUGUGCAGAGUGCGGUAAAGGUUUUCCCAAACAAUCACAUCUUAGGCGUCAUUCAUAUGUGCAUAAUCCCAAUGAGAAACCUUUUCUGUGCGAAUACUGUCCGAUGCGUUUCGUAAGUCAGUCCAGCUUAACACGUCACAUUGAAGGUACACACAAUGUGAAUAAGCCGCAUGCAUGCGAAGAGUGUGGAAAAGCUUUUGGUCAUAUUUAUGGACUCAAGGCGCACAAAAUUCGAAUGCACUGGAAGGAAGUACGAUAAAUGUCAAAUAGUAAAUCCAUUUUUCGACAUCGUGCAAUCAAAUACUAAAGACAAAAGUUAAAUGCUCAAAGAUGACUUAAUAAUACAAAGUUAUUCAGUGCAAUAAUAUCAAAUGAAUAAAAGACUUAAGAUGCGAACGCGACUAAAUGCGCCUAUUUGGAAAUCCGAAACUGUGAAUUACGAAACAUCUUUACAUGACGUAACCAGAAAAGUAUAGGGGAGGGGGCCCAGUUGUGACGCGGGUUUUGAAAAAAAUUAAAAUUUUUUCCUCAGUUCCGCAAAUUGAAAAAUGAAGAAGUUUAACAUUUAACUAUUAACCAAACGCAACUUUUCUCCAAAGAAAGUAUGUUUAUUUGAGUUACUCAACAAAUUUUGGAACAAAUUUUUUCAGGAUAACUUUUUUUAGGACAAAAAAAAAGUGGCCCAGUUGUGACGCACCUCAAGAAAUUUACUGGAAAUGAGAAAAUAUGAAAGGAAUGUCACACCAAUUGUUGUGAUUUAAUGAUUUAUUUAUUUUGAAGGCUUUCAAUGGCAAAAAUAAUGAAAAAUACAAAAGAAAAUGUCCUUCAAUGGCCAUAAAUGACAACGAUUAAAUAUUCCUAGUCGUCGCCCACGUCACUUUCGCAGUGUUUGCAAGUGAAAUAACUUGCCUGCAUGUUGGCGCACUUCAAAUGAACUGGACGCUUGCAUACGUUGCAAUUGAUCGAGUUGGCAGUUGGUUUUUUUUAAACAACAACAAAAAUGUAGGAAUUCGGCAGUUCUAUAUGAUCGUAGUGCAAAAAAAAGGUGCGUCAUAACUGGGCCACCCGCUGAGUCACAACCGGGUCACGAUGCUAUUUUGUGUAUGACAAGCAAGUUUUUUAUAGACACCACAUAAUCACAUAAAUCCAUAUAGAAUCACAAAAUAUACGGCAAAUACAAUAUUUUGAUGCAUUACACUCGCCUUUUCACUGUUAAUUUCACAAAAUUUUGGUACUUUGAAAAAAAUCAAAAUAACUUUUUCGCACGAUUUUCAACACGAUGUUUGGUGCGUGUAUACAUAAUGCGACUACUAACGUUGGUGUCUGCACAAAAACUGCUGAACGUCAAACGAACAUGAUUGGCAGGGCUCAAACUGUCAUUUUCAUACCGCAUGUCAAAAAUAUUUAGCUGCGUCACAACUGGGCCUGCGUCACAACUGGGCCCCCUCCCCUACUUUUUGGUCAUAUAGAAAAAUAAAAAAACUACUGCCCAGAUGAGCAUUAUUUAUGCAUAUCUGUGUAUAUGCUCAAAUGUACAUAUAUACAUACGAUAUUUUAAAUCGCCUCAAACUUCGUAUCUGCCAAGUAUUGAAUUUGCUGAGUUGAUGAGCUCUUAGUUUUCCAUCUUAGUGAAACUUUAAUUAACAUAUUAAUUUUUGUCAAUGAAAGAUCAGGAUUUAUUGAUCUAAAGAGUGAACUGUUAGAGUCUGCAAACCUGUGUGUAUACAUAUACGUAUAUGCGUUUUUAAUCUCAAGCAAGGAACAAUUGGUUUUAAAUGAUAAUAUUAUAAAUAUUAUUUUUAAUUUACAUGAAAUGGUGCCUUUUAUGACAGCUUUAAGCAAUUAAAAAUCGCUAACAGGGUGAGGACAUUAUUUUUUGUAAAAAUAUACAAAAGUCAAAUGCAAUUUCGUCCAAUUUAAAAUGAUUUGAACAUAUUUUUAUAAUCGCUAAAAAUGAAUUGUAACAUAGGGUUUGAAGAUACAUUCCUAGUUCUACAUAAAAAAGGUUUAACACUUUUAUUUAACCGUCCUUCAACAUUUUGGGUUAAGCCCGUUAUAUUUAUGGAACAAUUACUAUAAUAAUAAAAAAAUUAUACACAAUAAAUCUUUCACGAAUAUUAUAUUAAACAUUAACAUGUAAGAAUUAACUCCAAACUUGUGCAUAUUUUUGCAUAAAUAAAAUGAAAUGAAUACAAUUUUACAGCUCAAUUAAUUUUAAGCUUUUAGUCAUAUUGUGUUUCGACUGACAUCUCAAAAUAUUCUCAGUUUUCGUUGUUAUUUGCGUAGUUACCAUGAUGCAAUUAGAAAUGUUCGGUAAGUAUUGGUAAUAGAGUUUGCAUGCUCCAAACAAAAAAUUAAAUUGAAGAAGUAUAGAUAAGGGAGGUACGCCACUUUUGUGAAGCAGAUAACGAACGUUUACGGAAAGUAGCAAAUUAGUAAUGAGAUUUAAAUAAAAUAUAUGCAUUUCCAGUAAUUUUAGCUUUUAAUUUAAUUUAUUUAUUGCAU
Molecule: messenger RNA, 3522 nt
Organism: Anastrepha ludens (Mexican fruit fly)
Lineage: Eukaryota; Metazoa; Arthropoda; Insecta; Diptera; Tephritidae
Product: zinc finger protein 678-like
Exons: 3
Coding region: 602-1276 (224 amino acids)
Biological process (GO): regulation of transcription by RNA polymerase II
Cellular component (GO): nucleus
Molecular function (GO): RNA polymerase II cis-regulatory region sequence-specific DNA binding; DNA-binding transcription activator activity, RNA polymerase II-specific
Source: RefSeq, a predicted model, not a curated record